Guillardia theta CCMP2712 is the source of this 666-nucleotide messenger RNA. RefSeq lists its product as hypothetical. The record is from RefSeq and is a predicted model, not a curated record. Lineage: Eukaryota; Cryptophyceae; Pyrenomonadales; Geminigeraceae. The transcript has a single exon. The coding region runs from base 165 to 578 and encodes 137 amino acids.
CAGGUCUGUGGAGUAGUUUACUCGAAGAUAUUUUGGUUCUGAUCUCACAGCGCAGCGAUACAUCAGUAUCAGGAUGAUGAGCCGCCAAAGAGCCGUAAGGCCGAACAGCAGGUGGAUGGGUACAAGACUCUGAACCCUCAUCGAUUGAUUGAAAUCUGCAGGCCAUGGCACUCCGAGCGGAAAAUGAAGACCUUAUCAAGGCCAACAAGCUUCUGGCAAAAGUGAACGAGAAACUGCAGAAAGACGUCGAGCAGCUUGCGAAGUCAACCCAGCAGUGCAGGAGCACACAGGGCCAGAGAUCGGCAGCGGGGAGCGAAGAAGCGAAGAAAUCGAAGGGAGGAAGAGAGAAAGAGAUGCUCGAGGACAUGGCGAUCAAGAGGAGGCUGGCAGCUGAGGUUGAGUUCGCUAAGAAACGCCUGGCUGCUGCCAAGGAGGUCAGUCCAUGCCCUCUUUCUUCUCCAUGGGAUGUUGUGUCUCCUCCCCUGGUUCUGUUUUCUUCCUUCCAACACUUCACAGGCUGCAAGCUCCUCGAAGGCGAGCGGGAAAGCGGGAACCAAGAGGUUUGCAAGGGAGCCUGACAGGCACAGACAGCUGACCCCUCUUUCCAGGUGCUUCGACGUCGAGAGCUGCUCUCAGGAAUACGAAGAGUGAACCAUUGCUUCCGUC